Messenger RNA from Labeo rohita (rohu), 1718 nucleotides. RefSeq names its product protein FAM163B (gene fam163b). Bases 230 to 775 code for a protein of 181 amino acids. The record is from RefSeq and is a predicted model, not a curated record. The transcript is spliced from 3 exons. Lineage: Eukaryota; Metazoa; Chordata; Actinopteri; Cypriniformes; Cyprinidae.
CUCUUCUCCUCACAGCUCACAGAGCUCAUGAAGUUCAGCUCUUAUCAUCGCCUAUAUGUCCAGUGAUCUUUUUGUCUUAUCUGUUUAUUAUAGGAAUUUCAUUCCGCCUGGAGAUGUGACCUCGUGAACGCGAUUUUGUGGGUUGUUUGUGGUUAAGUUCGCUGGAUGCGUUGGACAAGUGCCCUGUGUUCUGUAGAUACCAUAAUUUUGUUGAUGGAGAGGAUUUCGAAUGACAGCCGGCACAGUGGUCAUCACAGGUGGAAUUCUAGCUGCCGUCAUCUUGCUAACUAUUGUCACAGUUCUGUGUUACUGUAGGCUGCAGUAUUACUGCUGCAAAAGAGACGAGUCGGAGGAGGGGGAGGAGGAGGCUGACGUUGCCAAAGCAUCGCCGAAUCCACCAUGCCAAAUGAGUCCACCUGAGAGUCCGCUGAGUCUUCAACAUUUCCCUGAAUACGCGUCGUCCAAUCAGCUGCUGAUGACUGCAGAGCCCUUCGAGCCCAACGGACCAGUCAGCUAUCCUCAAUACGUCGCUCGCACACCCUACAGGCCGCCCCGCUCGUACACUUUCUGCCCGUCCUGCUCUGGGUAUCUGCCGCUCUACGUGAGCCCACAGGAGGGGCUGCGUAACGGAGGUGGCAGGAUCAGCUACAGGACUCUGCAGCAGGAGGAAUUAGACCUGCCAAUGGAGACGCCCAGCUUCCACAAACUCAACCUCAUCCGCUCGGUCACCAUGCAGGAAGUGCUGACUCAUCACAGCAUCAGUACAGAUGUGUAGCACCUCGUAUUCACCUGAAGUAUUGUGUGAUUCACAUUCGUUAUGCUGCUUUCUUUACCCAAUUCUUCAUUAUAUUCAAUACAUCAACUUAAUUCAUUCAUUUAUUCUAUCAGAAAGAUAGUCAUGCACCAGUGUUAUUUUACUGAUAUUUAGACACUAUUAUAAUAUAAUAUUUUUAUAUUUUGCACUUUCAUUUCAUUUUAGCUAAAGUUUUAGUAAUUUUGUUGUGUUUUUGUCCUUUUUUUUCCUUUCUAUUUCUAUUUCCUUUAACCCUAGAACAUACAAAAUGCAAACCACAAUUCAAAAUACAUAUGAAACACCAGUGAAAAAUCAAUGUGGAAAAUUCCUUAAUAUUACACAGUACAUGGUGCCGUAUUUAUACAAACUUUUCUGACAGUGUGUAAUAAAAAUAUUUGCUUUAUUAUAUGUGUUAAUAUUAAAAAUGUAACUAAUAGGGCUUUUUAAGGGCAUGAGAAUGAGUACAAUUUUGAUAUUUCACAUUCUUUUGUCUGUCACAGAUAUUUACUGCUGUAGUGAAAAAAAUAGAUGAUUAAAAGACAUUGGUAUGAUGCAGUGAUGUGGAUGUGUGGUACAUUUAAUUUGUGAAAUUAUUAUACCACCUGCAGUCAUAGUUUUACAUGUAGGAUUGUGAUUUUGUGUUUGUGUAAUCUAUUUAAUUGACUGAUUUUAUAAUUCUCUGCAUUCUCAUAUUUGUGUGUAGUGCCACGCAGUUUGCAUUGAUUUUGAUCCAAAAUAGCUCACCAGAAUAAUUAUGUUUUUGUCUUUUAUCUUUUCGUUUGUUGAUAAAUGCAAGAUUUGUUGCAAAUUGACAUUUUCUGUGUGGAUUUAAUGACCAAGUUUCAAGUUAUGAUGUGAUGAAUGAACAUAUUUAAGGGCACGUGCUGUUUGCUGGCCAGCAGGUGGCAUCAGUUCUUGUGCAGAA